Molecule: messenger RNA, 2694 nt
Organism: Pseudonaja textilis
Lineage: Eukaryota; Metazoa; Chordata; Lepidosauria; Squamata; Elapidae
Source: RefSeq, a predicted model, not a curated record
AUGAAGUUUGGUUACUUUGAACUAAGCUUACAAGGGAAGGACCGCAACAAUGCAAGACAAAUUCAUGAAGUAGCAAGUCUUCCUUUCUUUGAAGUAUUUGUGGAUGCUCCAUUGUAUGUUUGUGAACAGAGAGAUGCGAAAGGCCUCUAUAAGAAAGCUCGUGCUGGUGAAAUUAAAGGUUUUACUGGCAUUGACUCAGAGUAUGAAAAACCCGAAGCUCCCGAGUUGGUACUCAAAACAGAUUCCUGUGAUGUCAAUGACUGCGUUCAACAAGUUGUGGAACUUCUACAAGAACGGGAUAUUGUACCAGUGGAUGCUUCUUAUGAGGUGAAAGAACUAUAUGUGCCUGAAAAUAAGCUUAAGCUGGCCAAAACAGAUGCAGAAACACUGCCAACUCUGGAAAUAAAUAAGGUUGAUAUGCAGUGGGUUCAAGUUCUUGCGGAGGGGUGGGCAACCCCACUUAAUGGCUUUAUGAGAGAAAGAGAAUAUCUUCAGUGCCUUCAUUUUGACUGUCUACUAGAUGGUGGAAUCAUUAAUUUAUCAGUGCCUAUAGUUUUGGCAGUUACAGAAGAGGACAAGGAGAGACUGGAUGGAUGCACAGCUUUCGCCUUGCUGUAUGAUGAUCGGCGUGUGGCUAUUGUUCGCAAUCCGGAGUUCUACGAGUACCGAAAAGAGGAACGUUGUGCCAGACAGUGGGGAACAACAUGCAAAGAGCACCCAUAUAUCAAGAUGGUUAUGGAACAAGGGGAUUGGCUUGUUGGUGGUGAUCUUCAAGUCCUGGAUCGAAUUUAUUGGAACGAUGGUCUUGACCAGUAUCGUCUCACUCCCGCUGAGUUAAAGCAGAAGUUCAAAGACAUGAAUGCUGAUGCUGUCUUUGCAUUCCAGUUGCGUAACCCUGUGCACAAUGGACAUGCCCUGUUGAUGCAGGAUACUCAUAAGCAGCUUCUGGAUCGAGGUUACAGGCGCCCAGUUCUGCUUUUGCAUCCUCUGGGUGGUUGGACAAAGGAUGAUGAUGUUCCUCUGAUGUGGCGAAUGAAGCAACAUGCAGCAGUGCUAGAGGAAGGAAUAUUGAAUCCAGAAACAACUGUUGUGGCCAUAUUUCCCUCUCCUAUGAUGUAUGCUGGACCAACUGAGGUUCAGUGGCAUUGCAGGGCAAGAAUGGUAGCUGGAGCAAACUUCUAUAUAGUGGGCCGAGAUCCAGCUGGAAUGCCGCAUCCUGAAACUGGGAAAGACCUCUAUGAUCCAACCCAUGGAGCCAAAGUCCUGACUAUGGCACCAGGCUUGAUAACAUUGGAAAUUGUACCUUUCAGAGUGGCAGCGUAUAAUAAGAAAAAGAAGUGCAUGGAUUACUACGACUCAGAGCACCAUGAAGAUUUUGAAUUCAUUUCAGGAACUCGUAUGCGCAAACUGGCUCGAGAAGGUCAAAAUCCUCCGGAAGGUUUCAUGGCUCCGAAAGCAUGGACAGUGCUGACAGAAUAUUACCAAUCCUUGGAAAAAGUUUAAGCUGCUCUUAUUAAUUGCAGAUCAACCUUUGACACUUGAUUUAUUAACAAGAGGGGACCAUCCAGUGAUGCUGCUUUGUUGCAGCUUCCAUCAGAAAACCUUUCCUAAAUAUCUUCCUUAAGAACCAUUCUCUGCUUUUCUUACAUGUUUUGUUACAUAUUGCUAACAGUUUUUUUUUAAUGUCUUCUCUUUUAGUUAUGUUUUUUUUAUUAUACUAGGUUUUUUUUUUAAAAAAAAUCCUUUGUUUUAAUAUUCCAUUUGCUCCUCUAAUUUGACUUGCACUUUUCUGGGAUGUUACUUACUUUUUUUUCCUUUUCACUUGAUGUAAUGGAAUUCCAGCACUCUGAUUUAUAGUUUAAGGAAUAGCUAUUAUAAUCUAAUUAUAUGAGCUAGAAAGAGGUGUUGAAUUUGAUCAUCAUAAAAUAGCUUUUAAUGUACUACACUUGUACUUUUCAGUCUGGACUUUGAGAUUCUUAUACAGAAUCUCCAAAGUAGUUUUGGAUGGGAAAUUAAACGUUUGAUAAAUGUGUGAUUUUUUUAUUUUUGCCUAGUUUUUUCUUAAUCAUGUAAAAAAAUUAUGGGAAAUGCAACAGAGCAGCCUGAUUAUAUGGAUUACUAAUUUUGUUUCAUGUGCUUCUGGUGGUUGUAACACUACUGCUGUCUUUCAACCUUUUGUUUUAAACUUUUCCGCUCAAUAUAGUGCUCUUUUAAAAUUAUUUUGGUUGAUAUGAUUAUUCUUUAAGCUCCAGUCUCAUGUAGUGGAUUGGCUCCUAAUUAAACACAAAGGUUUACCCUUCUGAAGAAGGGAAAGCUUGGGUAAAAAGAUAUUUGUCUGCUUCAAAAAUGCCUGCGUUGAUCCUUUGACAUUUCAAUAUUUGGGGACUUCAAGUUAACUGAAUUAACGUGGAACAGCCUUGUUAUUGUAAAAGCUGUACAUGUAAAUUUUGAUUUGUGGCUAGGAAUCAUCUCUGCUUUGUUUAGUUAAUAUAUAGUUUGUGUCCUUAAAGUAUCCAUGCCUUAAAACAAAAGGUGAAUGCUUGUAUAACAGCAUAUUCUACAACAAAGCAUGCAAGAAGGUUCCAGGCUCAGUUCUUGAUUUCUCCAGAUAGAGGGACUGAAAACUUUUGUUUCCAAGCCUGGAAAGAGUUAGCUGGGUAAUUGUUGGACUUGAUGUCUCCAUACAUUAAACUU